AGCACAUGGGAACCGGAAGAAAACGUGGCGUGCCAUGAGUUGAUUGCGGAAUUCGAAAGAAAACGUGCCAAGACUGAGAAAAAGGAGCCCUCUACUUCGACCGAGAAACGCGAAGAAAAACAGCUACAUCGCAUCAUAGGUCUGACUGACUCACCUGGAGAACUGCAUUUCCUUAUUAAAUGGAAAGAUCAUACUGCCGAUCUUGUACCUGCCAAAGAAGCGAAUGUGAAGUCAGUUUCAAAAAAAUUUGAUUCGGACGUUUUUGGGUUCAAUCCCAUUUAUUUGUUAGUCAUUGAAAAUGAAAAUUCAACAACUAUAAUAGUAUCACAAGAGCUUUCUACAUCCAUCUCUACAAUCUCAACAUCAGGAAAAUCUCGUGCAAGUGUAGAUGUGCUUCCAACUUCUCCAAUGAUUCUAGACAGAGUAGGCACUGGGACAAUUUUCAUACUAGGUAUAUCCAGUUCAGUUUAUUUAGCAGUAGUAACUAGCAUGUUAAUCUACAAUGAAAUCAACAGGUGUAGAAGCACGCCGCAGUGCCAUAUGGGCGGAGCGAAACGUUGUUCAUCGCAUAAUUCUUUUCAAAGAUUCUUCUUUCCUUUAGUAGUUGAAGAGGCUUACCUCGUACUUGGAGAUAACAUGCUUGAGACGGGAGGGAUCUGGGUGGUCCAGAAUGCCUUCAAACUAAAAUUUGGGCUUAAAAUUUUUUCCACUAGCCAAGGUAAAGUAUCCGAACUCCGCAAUGUGGUUUGACU
Molecule: messenger RNA, 752 nt
Organism: Strongylus vulgaris
Lineage: Eukaryota; Metazoa; Nematoda; Chromadorea; Rhabditida; Strongylidae
Source: the annotation of a GenBank genome assembly